Messenger RNA from Rhodotorula toruloides NP11, 1287 nucleotides. Its product is annotated as threonine aldolase. Gene Ontology annotation, molecular function: L-allo-threonine aldolase activity. Lineage: Eukaryota; Fungi; Basidiomycota; Microbotryomycetes; Sporidiobolales; Sporidiobolaceae. Gene Ontology annotation, cellular component: cytosol. The record is from RefSeq and is a predicted model, not a curated record. Gene Ontology annotation, biological process: glycine biosynthetic process; L-threonine catabolic process. Bases 1 to 1287 code for a protein of 428 amino acids. The transcript is spliced from 4 exons.
AUGACCGUCCCGCUCCCCUCGGUCCGCUUGGCUUCCUCCUCGUCCGCCGCACCACCUCCACUUCGUCCGCCCCUCUCGUCGAAGGAACGCGUCGCGCGCAACCAGGCAAAGCGCGUGCAGGUCUCGAGGGAUUUCCGAACAGACACUAUCACGAUCCCCACGGAUGAGCUGUACGAGCUGAUGAAGAAUGCGUCGCGGGGGGACAGCGUGUACGAUGAGGAUGAAGACACGAUUGAGCUCGAGCAGCGCAUCGCAGAGAUGGCGGGCAAGGAGGCGGCCUUGUUCUGCGUGUCGGGCACGAUGACCAACCAACUCGCGAUCCGGACACACCUCCACCAGCCUCCAUACUCCGUCGUAACCGACCACCGCGCGCACGUCCACAUCAGCGAAGCCGGCGGAAUCGCCUUCCACUCGCUCGCAACGACCAACGCCGUCUACCCCCGUGACGGACACCACAUGACCGUCGAAGAGGUGCUCGACGAGUGCGUCGUCGAUGACGACAUCCACGUUGCGCCGACCAAGCUCGUGUGCGUCGAAAACACCUUGAGCGGAAUGGUCUUCCCCCAGUCGGAGCUGGUCCGCCUCCGCGAAGCGCUCGACUCGUUCUCGAUCCCGCUGCACUGCGACGGCGCGAGGAUGUGGGAAGCGAUGGCCAAGACGGGGAUGUCGCUUUCCGAGGCGUGCGCGCCGUUUCACACCGUCUCGCUCUGCCUGAGCAAGGGCCUCGGCGCACCAGUCGGCAGCGUCCUCCUCGGCCCCAAGGACUUCAUCCGCCGCGCAACCUGGUUCCGCAAGCAAUUCGGCGGCGGAAUCCGACAGGCGGGCGGGCUUGCACUCGCCGCCUCAGUCUGCCUCGACACGGUCCUCCCCCAACUCCCUCGGACGCACCACCUCGCGACGAAACUCGCGCGCGCACUCGCAGCCGAAGGAGUGCAGCUCGACUUGCCUACCGAGACGAACAUGGUCUGGAUCAACCCUCAGCCUCUCGGGUUCUCCAUGACUGAAUUGCAGGAGGCCGCGAGGGACAAGGCGGGCAUCACACUCGGUGCGCCGAGGGGUCGGGUCGUCGUACACUACCAGAUCGACGAGCGGGCUAUCGGCGAGUUGGUCGAUGUCGUCAGGGAGUUGAAGGCGCAGCGAACGAACGAGGCGAGGCAGUGGGAGGAGCUGGUCGGGUUCGAGGUCGCGGAAGAGAUCAGGCGUAAGAGCAGGCUCUACGCCGAGGGACAGUACGAGGGGCGGAUCGAGGGUCCGAAGCGGUCUCUCCCAGCUUACGGCAAGAAGUAG